GCAAUUAGAUGUGAUCCUAAUGAUGAUGACGCUAUUUGGGAUAGAAGUAUUCUUUAUGGAGAGAUAGGAGAAUACAAAAAAGCUUUGGACGGAUUUAAAGGGUUAUUACAAGAAAUGCCAUACGAUAUGAAUAUAGUGAGAGAAAUUACAAGAAUUCAAGUUCAAAUAAAUGAAAUUCCUCAAGCCAUUGAACUCUAUCUCGAUGCAUUUAGAUAUUAUAGGAGUAGACCGUUAUCAGAAGAUCCUGUUUCUGAAGGAGGAUUUGGAUACUCUGAAAUCAAUAUUAUGGCUGAAUUAUAUAUGCUUGCAAAUGAUUUUAAUAGCGCCAUUUAUUUUAUCAAACGGGGCGUUAGAUGGUUACAAGGAAGAGAAAAUGAAAUUUGGUGGGAUACAGUUGCCGAUGAUAGAGAAUAUGAUGAAGACGAAAAUUUGAAUAGAAGAGAUAAUUCCAUAUUAUCUGCCCGGCUAAAUGGUGUUGUGAACACUGGCGGUACCAAUGCUCCGUUAUCCUUGGAACUGAGAGUUAAACUUGGUCAAUGUAGAAUUGAACUUGAACAACUUGAAGAAGGAAAAUUGCAUUUCACAUAUCUUGAAUUUUUUGACGUUGGGAGCUACGUUGACUUGUACUACGAGGUUGCGGAAACUUAUGCUGAAAAAGGACUAUUUGAAGAUGCAUUGGCAAUAUAUGAAAUCAUUAUAUCAAAUGAAUCGACGGAUAGCCCAAAUGCAUGGCUACGAAUGGGGGUCUGUCAUCGGGAACUUGGAAAUCUAGAAAGCGCCAUCGAAUUUUUUAACAUAGCUGUAGAGGAAAUGCCGGAUGAUCUGGAUGCCAAAAUGGCACUUGCUGAAACGUAUGAGGCUUUGGGUGAAAAUUCUAAGGCUUUGGAAAUGGUGAAUUCAGUCCUUGAGAUUCGGAAAAAACAACGAGCAAUUAAUGAGUCGAAAUCGACCCAUGAAAUCUCUCCUUCAAUGAAUUCGUAUGCGAAGGAUUAUUCUGAACAUCCUACAACAAUGGCAUUAGACUAUGAUAGUUCUUUAAUAAAUCAGAUGUCCGAGUCUUCCAAGGCUAGUGCUUACGCAAGAGCUCAAGAAGAGCGCAAAAGAAAGAUAGCUGAAAAGGAAAAGGAAAUGCAAAUUCAAUAUCAUAGGCUUGAACUUCUAUAUUCUAGAUAUAGGGAUGGAGAUCAACAGUCAGCUCAGGAAUUUUUAGAAGCUGCAAGAAUUAUAUUUUUAGAAUUUAAAAAUCAUAGGCCAUUUUAUCCUCGAGAUAAGAUGGUACCCUAUAAAGGUUUCGACCGAAGAAGAUGUUGGCGUCGGCAGGUGGCUUUAAAGUCUGAGAUAGCAGAUGAUGGUGAUGAUGCAGCUCUUGAAGAACAAGCGACAACUAUGGCCAAAAGGUUGCAAUGGCAAAUUGAUGGGGAAAUUGGAGAAAUAGAAGCUGAAAUACGCAAAAGAAUGGUUGAGUUUCAAGGAUUAAAAUUCGACCAGUGGUACGAAUUCUUUAUCCAGUAUGUAUUUAUGGCAACGAAAAAUGGAUUCGAACAAGAAGCCUUCGAUGUACUUAGAGUUGUUUCUAGAGCAAACGUUUUUUAUCAUAACGAACGUCAAAAAACGGGUUUCAAAUUGCUUUUAUUAGCAUGGGGUUUACACACCAGAAACUAUCUUGUGGUAUGUGAAAGUUCACGAUGGCUGUGUAACAACAAGUCGUUUAAUAAUAAAGUCUAUAAUUUAUAUAAUGCCGGGAUGUCUAGUGGCUCCAACGCUUUAUCAUGUUAUGCAGCAGCCAAUUCUCAAAAGUAUUUUCUUCGUCAAGUUAAAUUAAUGGACACUGGCGGAUAUGAUCUAAGGCCAGGUGGUAAAAAGUGCGAAGUCCCAAAUAAGAAAAAUGAUGCUUUAUUGGCUCUUUACGGUCAUAUACUAGCAUGUGCUAGAAGCUACAUGGGUGCAAUUGGGUAUUAUGCCCGUGCAUAUGCCAGCAAACCAGAGGAUCCCGUGAUCAGUUUAGCGAUAGGGCUAUCUUAUCUACAUCGAGCCAUGCAACGGCAGACGGAUAACAGGCAUUUACAAAUUGUUCAGGGAUUUACAUUCUUAUAUAAUUAUGCCGAAAUAAGAGCACAUAAUCAAGAAGCUGAAUAUAAUCUUGGCAGAGCUUUUCAUCAUAUAGGCUUAACUCAUUUGGCAAUACCCCAUUAUGAAAAUGCUCUUAAAUUACCUUCUUUAUUGCAAGUUCUUAAACGGAAAACAGAAGAGGAAGAAGAUGAUCAAACAGAUCUUAAAAAGGAAACAGCAUAUAAUUUGUCACUUAUAUAUAAUGAGAGCGGAUCUCCUGGAUUGGCUGCAUUAUUAUUAAAAAAAUAUUGUACAUUAUAA
Acaulospora morrowiae is the source of this 2370-nucleotide messenger RNA. The record is from the annotation of a GenBank genome assembly. Lineage: Eukaryota; Fungi; Glomeromycota; Glomeromycetes; Diversisporales; Acaulosporaceae.